AUGUGCCCUCAGUUGGUGCUAGUCUGCACUCAGGAAUGCGGACAAAACGCCGAAUCGACUCAAUGGCACGGUGAGGUGCCAAUUUGCACAAUGGUGGCUCAGCACAGCCCGUUUGCCUUUCCUUCUGUCAUCGAUUAUCUCGCCGAUGUUUCUCUUUGCAGCGGUUGUCGCGCAAGAAGCAUCACAAUGGGAUUGGCAUGGUCACAUCAGGUUGCCAUGCUACGAGUCACUUAUCCAGGAAACGACCAGCCACCUGCAGACCGUUACUGUGUAUCACGAAAAGAAAAACAGGCUUGGCUGAUGUCGUUCUAUGAUCUGCCCGGCUAUCAUGCCGUGUAA
Molecule: messenger RNA, 339 nt
Organism: Colletotrichum tamarilloi
Lineage: Eukaryota; Fungi; Ascomycota; Sordariomycetes; Glomerellales; Glomerellaceae
Exons: 1
Coding region: 1-339 (112 amino acids)
Source: RefSeq, a predicted model, not a curated record